Messenger RNA from Hippocampus comes (tiger tail seahorse), 2047 nucleotides. RefSeq names its product debranching RNA lariats 1 (gene dbr1). Gene Ontology annotation, biological process: mRNA splicing, via spliceosome. The record is from RefSeq and is a predicted model, not a curated record. Gene Ontology annotation, molecular function: RNA lariat debranching enzyme activity. The transcript has 9 exons. The coding region runs from base 219 to 1847 and encodes 542 amino acids. NCBI's taxonomy places the organism in Eukaryota, Metazoa, Chordata, Actinopteri, Syngnathiformes, Syngnathidae. Gene Ontology annotation, cellular component: nucleus.
AGGCCCCUGCGCAUGCGCAGUGUUAUGUAAACGCAGGGUGGGAAAUUUCGUUGCAUACGUGAACAGUUUUCCAGCAAAAUAUGUACUUUUUCAUCAUGAUUCGCGGGCCUUACGGCGUGUAAAAGCGACUCAGCGUCCUACUUACCCCCCGUCCGCCCUUACGUCUCUGUAACAAAGGAGUUGAGACUGAACCAAGAUCGCCUCUGCUGGUUGCAGCCAUGAAGAUUGCAGUGGAGGGCUGUUGCCAUGGCGAGCUGGACAAGAUCUACGAGACCAUCGCCUACCUGGAGAAGAAGGAAGGCGUCAAAGUGGACCUGCUGCUUUGCUGCGGUGACUUCCAAGCUGUGCGCAAUGAAGGCGACCUCAAGUGCAUGGCGGUUCCUGCCAAAUAUCGAACCAUGCAAACCUUUUACAAGUACUAUUCUGGUGAAAAGAAGGCUCCAAUUCUUACCAUUUUCAUCGGCGGUAACCACGAGGCCUCCAAUCACCUGCAGGAGCUUUCUUAUGGAGGCUGGGUAGCUCCCAAUAUAUAUUAUUUGGGUUACGCUGGGGUCGUUCGCUACAAAGGGAUCCGAAUUGGCGGCAUUUCUGGCAUUUUCAAGUCACAUGACUACCGAAGAGGUCACUAUGAAUUCCCGCCGUACAACCCCGAAACCCUGAGAAGUGUCUAUCAUGUGCGAAAUAUUGAGGUGUUUAAACUAAAGCAGAUCCGGAUGCCUGUCGACAUUUUCCUGAGCCACGACUGGCCUCGGGGUAUCUAUCAUCACGGGCCCACAGAGGAGCUGCUGCGGAAGAAGAAGUUUCUGCGGCAAGAAGUAGAGUCGAACUCUCUUGGGAGUCCCGCCGCUGCCGAGCUCCUGGAACACCUCCAGCCUAACUACUGGUUUUCGGCGCAUCUUCACGUCAAAUUCGCUGCUCUGAAGCAGCAUCCUCCUAAAUCCAACGCUGCCCCGCGAGUCACCAAAUUCCUGUCGCUGGAUAAAUGUCUGCCCUAUCGGGAAUUCUUGCAGAUCGUGGACAUACCGGAAAGGGCUGGUUCAUCAGACGAUCUGGAAUACGACCCCGAGUGGCUCGCCAUCCUGAAGGCCACCAAUGAUCUGCAGAGGACCACCCCUCAUCCCUGGAACCCUCCAGAGAAUAACGGCCUGCAUGAACGUUGGGACUUUACGGUUCCUGAAGAUGCACUGCUGAAGGUGGUGGAGCAGCUCAAUGGCGAGCUCGCUAUCCCGGCCAACUUCAGUCGCACCGUGUCGCCCUACGACCCAAGUAGCCCCCAGUACCACGUCGCACCCAGCUACCGCGCCAACCCCCAGACCACAGAACUAUGCGCCACCCUGGGCCUUACGGACCUCUAUACCAAAGCGGGCCAGGCCGCCGACACAAGCAGGACUCAGGACGGCCGCAUCGAGGAGGAAGACGACACUCAGAGCGGUGACGAGCCCAGCGAGUACCCAACUGACAAUUUGGGAACGUCCCAUUCCUUCAAUCCUGAUGAGAUCACCAUAGAGGACGAGUGGGAGGAAGAGGAAGGUGAGGAAGAGUCCAAAAGCAGCACUGAUCCAAAACCGCGCGGGGGGGACACCCACACACCUGCUGGCUUGGUCCUGCCCCCGCCCAAAUCCCAAGUGUCGCCCAUUACCAUGUUGCCCCUCAUGGACCUGCCUCCCCCUUGCCACUCCACACCAGCCAUCCCUCGUCUUCCUCCAGAUGACACGGGGGUGGAGGGUGAGCGCUUCCUCAAACGGACCAGCGAUGAUGGUGAUACAGGAAACCGGACCAUCACACCUCGUAUCAAACGCAGGAAUCAAUUAAUCUAUGCCACAGUAGAGGAUGAUUAUGAUGAAUAACUGAAAAAAACCGUUUUUUUUUUUAAAUGUAUUAUUUCCCUGACUUUUUAAUGGAGAGAAAACAAGGACAAUCAUGUUUUCCUUUUUUUAAAAACAGAUUUUAAUUUUUUUAAUUGUUAGAAUUUCUUAUUUUUUCUAAUUGUGAUUUCAAGACAGCAGAAAUUGUCAUUGGUUGUAAAAUUAAAUUGUCCUUUCAAAAA